Molecule: messenger RNA, 929 nt
Organism: Oncorhynchus gorbuscha (pink salmon)
Lineage: Eukaryota; Metazoa; Chordata; Actinopteri; Salmoniformes; Salmonidae
Product: zinc finger protein 436-like
Exons: 3
Coding region: 1-744 (247 amino acids)
Biological process (GO): regulation of transcription by RNA polymerase II
Cellular component (GO): nucleus
Molecular function (GO): RNA polymerase II transcription regulatory region sequence-specific DNA binding; DNA-binding transcription factor activity, RNA polymerase II-specific
Source: RefSeq, a predicted model, not a curated record
AUGGUCAAAGUAGAGGAAGAAGAGAAGGACAAAGCUCUUGUAGUUAAAGAAGAAGAAGAGGAGGGUGGUUUUACGCACCUCUUGGUUCACACAGCAGAGAGGACGCACCACUGUUCUCAGUGCGACCGGAGCUUCCUGAGACUCCAGCACCUCAAAGAGCACCAGAGAACCCACAGCGGAGAGAAGCCUCACUACUGCUCCGCGUGUGGGAAGGGCUUCACCAAGGUCCGACUGCUCCGGACACACCAGCGGCUGCAUGCCGUGGAGGGGGCCGAUGUCGUCGGGGAUGGGGCGGAGACGGGGAUGAAGGAAGGUAGUGGGGUGGUGAUGUCAGCGAUGGGGCGGAAGAGAGCGCUGAGAGUUCUGGCCGGAGUGGACUACUACUACUGCUCUGAGUGUGGGAAGAGCUUCUCCAGUGCGGCCUAUCUUAAGGUGCAUCAGAAGGCUCACACAGGAGACAAACCAUACCAGUGUGCUCACUGUAAGAAAUCAUUCAGCACGUCGUGGGGUUUAAAGGUUCACCGGCAGAAUCGCUCUGGAGAGAAGCCCUACCAGUGCGCCGACUGUGGGAAGAGGUUCUCGGACCUGCGCAGCCACAAAGCCCACCGGAGCACCCACACUGGAGAGAAACCAUACACAUGCCCUGUCUGUGGAAAAGGCUUUGCCUGGCUAAAGAGCCUACAGAAACACCAGGCCACACACAGCAGUAGUGAUGGUGGAGUCAUAGAAGUACAUAUAGAAUAAUGUAGGAUAUCCUGGAGGGUUUCACUCCAACCCCAAUCUAGCAGGGUAGUUACAACUACGGGACAGGUGGGUAGCUCUCCAGGAACAGGGUUGGGUUAUAGGAGGGUAGCUCUCCAGGAACAGGGUUAUAGGAGGGUAGCUCUCCAGGAACAGGGUUGGGUUACAGGAGGGUAGCUCUCCAGGAA